This is a messenger RNA of Acaulospora colombiana, 1272 nucleotides long. The record is from the annotation of a GenBank genome assembly. NCBI's taxonomy places the organism in Eukaryota, Fungi, Glomeromycota, Glomeromycetes, Diversisporales, Acaulosporaceae.
AUGGAGCCGGAAGAAGAAUUGACGGCCAUGGAUAUGACCAUUGAUGGCAUAGGAACGGUAAAUGAACUCGGCGUCAAGCGCUAUCUAGAUGCACAAACUGUCUGGGAAAAGAAAUUCAAAGAUACUUUGAAGACCAUCGCGAAGCAUCGCAAACGGCACAUCGAUGCUGCUGAUGCGGAGGAGUCUACCCGAUUGGCCAAGCUCAAGGCAUCAGUUAUGGGAAAGGAGAAGGACGACGAUGAGCGAAAUAAAGUUAUCAACUCUGCUAACUGGAGUUGGGCCUGGGUCGUUGCUGGGGAUGAAAACCCACCUCCAUCAAGCAUUGUGGCGAGACGUGAUACUGCAGAAGCUAGGCGCCUCAGUAAAAUCGCGGACGAGGCUGUUGAAGAAAAGGAGAGCCGAAUGAGCGGAAAUAAUCUUUGGCAGAUGAUGGUCAGCACUCUGAGCAACGGUCCAGAGAACAGUGCUCCAAAAUCUCCUGUUCUUCCGAAGUCACCCGUGCUUCCGUUGUCACCUACCUGGGAUCCUGAACCUGGAUCACCCCCAAGGAGUAUCUUCAGAGCAGCUGGACUGCGUUCCACCAGCUCUCUGGCCACUUCCAUUUCCAACGAUGUCGUUCGCCUUCGUCGCCCAAGUUUCGGUAGCUUACGCAUCGGCCGUAAUCGCUAUUUGGAUGGAAAUGGAGAUGUCUAUCAUCGACAUUCCACCAUUCCUGAGCUCCCUCCCGCGCUUCCUUCAGUUAUUGGGGUUGGUCGUGAGGACACUUUCGCGAAACUAGCCCUAGAAGGCAUUGCAGAAGUGCGUGUUAGUGAGGAUGCUCCCAUCUCUCCACUCAAUGGAGACGCAGCUAAAGGGAAGGCCAUUAACGGUCUCGGCUCCAUGAAUGGCCUCGUCCAAAAUGCCGCAGGAGGAAGUGGAAUCCACAAAAAGGGUUCGGGAUCAGCACUAUCGACUGGUGUGAAGCGCAAGGCUAUACCUGCCCAACUGUUUGAGGAGGCUGGUAUUGAUCCUUCUCAAUCGCCCUAUGCAUCCAAGGAGUCACUUACGAAGCACUCGAACCCUUCUUUGCCAAAAAUACCUAGGAAUCAGUCACUCUCGGGGCUAAGUGCUAAAUCGGCAGGUGGUUCUCUCCCCAAGACCGAUGAGGAGGUACCCCCAACUCCCGCACUGCCCUCUCCCCUCCCAGGUGUUCCAUCAACCUCUGUCAAUAACGAGGUCGCCUCAUCCACGCCUGCUCAGCCUGUAUCUCCCACCGAGAAGGUUGCCGCAUAG